Cornus florida is the source of this 1184-nucleotide messenger RNA. RefSeq lists its product as uncharacterized. The record is from RefSeq and is a predicted model, not a curated record. NCBI's taxonomy places the organism in Eukaryota, Viridiplantae, Streptophyta, Magnoliopsida, Cornales, Cornaceae. The transcript is spliced from 6 exons. Bases 518 to 994 code for a protein of 158 amino acids.
UUUCAUUUUUUCCCUCCGCUGAUUUUAUAUAGAGAGAAUAUUUGGGCCCUAAAACUACGUCGUUUUGUGGGGAAUUAACAUUGCUUCUCCACUUUCCCAUUUCAUUUUGCAAAACCCUAAUCCUUUCACUUUGCAAUAGCCCUAAUCCUUCAGCCGUUCUCCACUUCCCAUUCCUAUUCCAGACAUCAUCUAGCCGUCAUUUAGCCGGGAAUGCGGAAACAGCAAUUCGGAGGAAACAGCCAAUGCAGACUUUGAAGCAAUUCGGCUUCGAGUGCGUAGGGGAAGAAGUGCCGUCAUCUAGCCGGGAAUACGAAAACAGCCAAAGCAGUAAACAAGAUCCUCCUAAUUUCACGCGAAGGGGAAGAAGUGCUUCAAGUGGGUUUGAUUUGAGAUCAGGAGGAAAUAAUCGAUCUUAGCUUGGAUUGUUGGAACAAGUUUUAUCUGAUUUCGUUUUUCAGGGGUUGAAGUUAUGGUCACUGUCCCAAUCGUCUUAGUCGUAGUUGCUUGAUAAAUUAACAUGGAAAACAUAAGAGAACUUCAAAAAAGUUACUCUGACUCGCCUAUUGGCAACUCCAAUGAUUUAUUCUCUAUUGUGAGGGGAGAAGAGAGAACUGGUCGUGUGCAGUUGCUUGGCUUCGGGCCUACACCAAGCGAUGUUUGGGGGCCCUCGCCUAGUAAAGCUGAACUGGUUAAUAAUGCUAAAAAAUCUCAGGAGGAGGCACGUGCUACAUGUGUAGAGUUGCAGGAGAUGAUUUCAAAAAUGCAAGCCGACUAUGACAAGAAGUUGGAAAAUUUACGAGCCAACUACGAGGACAAGUUGGAAAAUUUACAACAACAGGUGGCUAUGCUAAUGCAGAUACAACAACAAAAUUGUAGUGGACAGGAUUCUAAUUCUUUAAAUGCUCCUCCUAGAGUAUCCCCAAAUCCAUUUUCUAGUCGUGAUGCCAAUUCAGUUAAGGGUAAUUCAAAUCAAAUGGGCAAGAAGACUUGUUGAAGUUGAAGUUGAAGUUGAAGAUGGGGUCGUGGCUGUGCUUUUUGAAUUUCCUUCGCCUUGGAUGGGUUCUUUUUGAAAAACUUGUACUACAUUUGUUAAAAAUUCUUAAUUCUUUUUGUUUGACAUUUAGUACCUUUAUCUAGACAAUUUGGAUGGUAUUUUCAUAUUGGCAGGUUAACUUGUGGUUGUA